GCCACUGCAUCACAUCCCUGGGCGAAUUUAGUGCUCACCCCUUUCUCUGAAGGAUCCCCCUGGGUGGCUCAGAGCCUUUUACUACAAAUCUUCAAUUCAGAAUUCUCACAAUUUCUCUUUGUCAAUGUUUCCAUUCAUAUUUUCUCAAUAUUUCAGGAGUAUGCGAAUCAAGCUUGGCAGAUAAUGAUGGAAAGUGCGGCGGAAGCCCCAGUAGCAAAACGCUCUGUCGACCAAAGGAGAGCACCUAGAAAAAUCACUGCGGCCGACGGAGAUGAAUGCCCCCAUGGACCUCCAGGCCCCAUUGGAAAACCGGGAGCAGCUGGAGCAGAUGGAGAAAAAGGCCGAAAAGGGUAUCCAGGAUCACCGGCACCUCCUUGUUUGAAGUACAAAUGGGAGCGUUGCAUUAGCUGCCCAUACGGUCCACCAGGACCACCCGGGCCAGAAGGACAACGGGGACUCCCAGGACGACCAGGAAACGACGGUCGCAUGGGUACCUACGGUAGACACGGUCCACCUGGCCCGAUCGGUCCACCGGGACCUCAAGGCGCUCCCGGCAUGCCCGGUAUGCCAGGAUGGCACGGUGUCCCAGGUCGAAAUGCCCAGGCUGGAAAAGGAAGACGCGGACCACCUGGAAUGAUUGGUGAAGAAGGGCCAACAGGUAUGGAAGGUAUGCGAGGGGAGCCAGGUGCAGAUGGGAACCCGGGACUACCUGGAGCUAUGGGAAAUGCUGGUUUUCCGGGUACACCCGGUCCAAACGGAGUCAAUGGAGUCCCGGGGCCGAAGGGAUUUCCCGGUCACGACGGGACUUAUUGUCCAUGUCCGACACUG
Molecule: messenger RNA, 828 nt
Organism: Haemonchus placei
Lineage: Eukaryota; Metazoa; Nematoda; Chromadorea; Rhabditida; Trichostrongylidae
Source: the annotation of a GenBank genome assembly